GCUUCCAUUCAAGCAAAUAGGUUGCUUUUCCUUCACUGGUCAACCUGGGCCCUGCGUGGCUCGGCAGGGAUCAGAGAUUUCUCACGGAGCAGGUUUGCAUUUGUUCCUCUUGACCAUUUGCCCCCCCGCUGCAGAGAGGAAAACUACCUUUGCGCAGGCACUUCUGCAGUGGAGCCCGGCAGGACUGAGGACAUUCCUCUGCCUGGUGCCAAGGGGUUAAGCUCACAGUAAGUUCCCAAAGCCACUUGCUUCCAACUGGCUGCUGCCUGCGGUUUGUGGGAAGGGAUUUUGCUUUUUAAUAACAUUAUAAAUAGGGCUGUGUUCAGCAUGCUGCAAACCCAGUUACUCUCUCUCUCUUACCCAUCUCCCUCCUCCUCCCGCUUCUCUUCCCACCGCACCGAUUCCAGAUCUGACCAUGAAUCGGUCAGGAUGCCUCCUCAGUGUCCUCAGCCUACUGGCCUGCCUCAUCUCCGUCGUGCAAGCGUGUCCCCCGAGCUGCCACUGCCACGGCGGGGACCUGCAGCACGUCAUCUGCGACAAUGCUGGGUUGAAGAAGAUCCCCAAGGUGCCUGAGCAAACACGGCUUCUCAACCUGCAGAAGAACAAUUUCCCUGUUCUGCCGACCAACGGCUUCCGGGACAUGAAAAAGCUGGUGUCCCUGCAUCUCCAGAGCUCACGGAUCAAGGAGAUCUCAACCGGAGCCUUCAGAGGGCUCAAGAACCUGGUCUACCUCUACCUCACUGACAACCAGAUCAGUGUCAUAAAGCCAGGAGCCUUUGAUGACCUCUCUGAGCUCACCUACCUGUACCUGGACCAGAAUAAGAUCCCAGACUUAUCCAAGGGGAUCCUUUCUCCUCUUGUCAAUCUCUUCAUCCUGCACCUAGGCAGCAAUAAAAUCCGGGAGCUGAAAGCUGGGGUCUUCAGUGGUGCUAAAGACCUGCGCUGGCUCUUCCUCUCUGACAACUCCCUCACCAACCUCCUGCCCGGGGCCCUGGAGGAUGUUGAAAAUCUCGCUGUCCUCCACCUGGACAAGAACCAGCUGAGCAGCUAUCCCGUGAGUGCAAUGAGCAAGCUGAGAGUGCUGGAGGAACUGAAGCUUUCCCACAACCCAAUUGAGGUGAUUCCGGACAACGCUUUCCAGUCCUUUGGGCGUUACAUGCAGACUCUCCACCUGGAUAACAUGAAACUGAAAAAGUUUGCAGACAACGCGUUCGCCGGCGUCACCGUUCUGAAGACGGCACACCUCGAGAACAACCGGCUGACCCAGCUGCCCCGCAACUUCCCCUUCGACAAGAUGGAGACCCUGACGCUCUCCAGGAACGCCUGGCACUGCAACUGCCAGCUGGCACAUCUGCGCAAGUGGCUGAAAGCCAAUCGCACCCGCACGGAGGACACGUGCUCCACGCCGGCGCAGUACCGGGGGCAGUCCAUCAGGGACACCCCGGCCCUCCGCACCUGCAAGCUGCCCACCAAGAGGUCCAGGAAGGGAAGCCGCCAUUAAGCACCAGGACCCGCUACGGCCUGUCCUGGUGACCGGUCACUCCUAUCAUCAGAAAACUACUGACUUCUGAGUCCUUCCUUAAGCUUCUCCU
Molecule: messenger RNA, 1592 nt
Organism: Meleagris gallopavo (turkey)
Lineage: Eukaryota; Metazoa; Chordata; Aves; Galliformes; Phasianidae
Gene: CHAD
Product: chondroadherin
Cellular component (GO): plasma membrane
Molecular function (GO): protein binding
Source: RefSeq, a predicted model, not a curated record